AUGCCAAUAGAAGAGAACAGCAUUCAGGAAGUAUAUUCGAUUGGUGAACAUGGGAAUUUCGCCUCGGAGUCGCGAGAGGGCGUCGGGGGCAGAGGCGGAGGCGGAGGCGGCGUCGUCGGCGUCGGAGGCAACCGGCUUCAGCCGGGGGCGUCGGAGUCGCGAGAGGGCGUCGGGGGCGGAGGCGGCGUCGGAGGCGUCGGAGGCAACCGGCUUCAGUCGGGGGCGUCGGAGUCGCGAGAGGGCGUUGGGGGCGGAGGCGGAGGCGAGGUCGUCGGCGGGGCGUCGGAGUCGAGAAUGGAGAGAGAGAGCUCGUCGGCGAUAAUGGAGAGAGAGAGCAGAGGAGGGGGAGAGAAGCAGCUUUCGUAA
Messenger RNA from Eucalyptus grandis, 366 nucleotides. RefSeq names its product glycine-rich protein 23-like. The transcript has a single exon. The record is from RefSeq and is a predicted model, not a curated record. Lineage: Eukaryota; Viridiplantae; Streptophyta; Magnoliopsida; Myrtales; Myrtaceae. Bases 1 to 366 code for a protein of 121 amino acids.